AUGCGUGCGGUAACGGCUAUCGCUUCUCUUUUGCUGGUCGGCUCUGCCGUCAGCUUGGAGAAUCCUCAUCGCAAAGCCAAGGCCGUUCACCGAGCUCACCAGCACAAGGCAGUGUUGCCUCGUGCACUCCCGGUGGCUGGGGGUGAGGAUUACAAGUACUUGACUAACAGGACCGAGAGGUUCCUUGUCAACGGCACUGGCAUCCCAGAAGUGGACUUUGACGUCGGAGAAUCUUACGCAGGUCUCUUGCCCAACUCACCCGCUGGGAACUCUAGCCUCUUCUUCUGGUUCUUCCCUUCUCAGAACCCGAAGGCACAGGAUGAGAUCACAAUCUGGCUGAACGGUGGACCAGGAUGCAGUUCCCUCGAUGGAUUGCUGCAGGAAAAUGGACCCUUCCUCUGGCUUCCGGGCACUUACAAACCUGCUCGGAACCCAUACUCGUGGACUAACCUGACAAAUGUGGUGUAUAUCGACCAGCCGGCUGGAACGGGCUUCUCUCCUGGCCCGUCUACCGUGGAUGACGAGGAGGGCGUUGCCGCCCAGUUCAAGAGCUGGUUCAAGCACUUCGUCGACACGUUCGGCCUGCACGGCCACAAGGUGUAUCUGACCGGUGAGAGUUAUGCCGGGCAAUACAUCCCGUAUAUCGCUUCGGCAAUGUUGGAUGAAGAAGAUGAGAAGUAUUUCAAUGUGAAGGGUAUUCAGAUCAACGACCCAUCGAUUAACGAUGACUCCGUGAUGAUUUAUGCCCCGGCCGUUAGGCAUCUGAACCAUUACACAAAUGUCUUCGCUUUGAACGACACAUUUCUGGCCGAUGUCAACUCCCGUGCGGACAAGUGUGGCUUCAACAAGUUCCUUGAUGAGGCAUUGACUUACCCACCCCCGAAGGACUUCCCUGUGCUUCCGGAGAUCAACUCGGAGUGCGCUAUCUGGGAUGAUAUUGUUGCGGCUGCUUACGAUGUCAACCCUUGCUUCAACUUCUACCACUUAACAGACUACUGCCCUUAUCUCUGGAGCGAGAUGGGCUUCCCUUCUCUUGCAGGCGGGCCCAACAACUACUUCAACCGCACUGACGUCCAAAAGGCCCUUCACGUCCCUCGCACGGAUUACUCCGUCUGCGGAGAAACGACCAUCUUCAAGAAUGGUGAUCAAUCUCCCCCCAGUGCCCUGGGUCCCCUCCCCAGCGUGAUUGAGCGGACGAACAACACGAUCAUUGGUCACGGAUGGCUUGAUUACCUCCUUUUCCUGAACGGAUCAUUGGUGACAAUCCAGAACAUGACUUGGAACGGUGCUCAAGGGUUCCAGAAGCCUCCUGUCGAGCCGCUUUAUGUCCCCUACCAUUAUGGUCUGGCGGAGCUCGCCAAUGGCGACGCCCCGGAGCCAUUCACACUGAUCGCUGGUGCGGGACUUCUAGGUACAGCUCAUACCGAGCGUGGAUUGACUUUCUCCAGUGUUUACUUGGCUGGUCAUGAAAUCCCCCAGUAUGUUCCCGGCGCGGCAUAUCGCCAGCUGGAGUUCUUGCUUGGUCGUAUUGAGAACUUACAGCAGCGGGGCGGGUACACUGCCUAG
Messenger RNA from Aspergillus bombycis, 1566 nucleotides. It is a transcript of the gene cpdS, whose product is annotated as putative serine carboxypeptidase (CpdS). NCBI's taxonomy places the organism in Eukaryota, Fungi, Ascomycota, Eurotiomycetes, Eurotiales, Aspergillaceae. The transcript is spliced from 5 exons. Gene Ontology annotation, molecular function: serine-type carboxypeptidase activity. Gene Ontology annotation, biological process: proteolysis. The record is from RefSeq and is a predicted model, not a curated record. Bases 1 to 1566 code for a protein of 521 amino acids.